Yarrowia lipolytica CLIB122 is the source of this 417-nucleotide messenger RNA. RefSeq lists its product as uncharacterized. The record is from RefSeq and is a predicted model, not a curated record. Lineage: Eukaryota; Fungi; Ascomycota; Dipodascomycetes; Dipodascales.
AUGGAAGGUGACAACAAAAACGAAAACAGCUGCCCUGGAUACCCCCGACCCGUGAGUCAUGGCAAGUUUGCACGUCCCAAGUCCUCUGGUAACAACGGCACCGACAUCAUCGGCUUCUGUAGCAUCGAUACCACAGAUGUGGUCACUCUAAUCCCCCCCCUGGACUUCUCAGGCCUCAAAAAAAUAGAUACACAAUGGUGGUCGCCUCUCGCUUACGACUGCAACGCCAACGAAGCUGAUGAAUCGCUAGAAGACAUUGUGGCCAAGGGUGAUUUGGCCAAGUACCUGGUGGAAGUGGACCGCCCGAAACCUUCCAAUCCCACUCCUUACGACCGUGACCCAGUCUCCGACUACCCAGACACAACAGAUACACCAAAAGUGACACCGAGGCGCAGCACCCUACAGGCCACACGAUGA